This is a messenger RNA of Toxoplasma gondii ME49, 6787 nucleotides long. RefSeq lists its product as hypothetical. The record is from RefSeq and is a predicted model, not a curated record. Lineage: Eukaryota; Apicomplexa; Conoidasida; Eucoccidiorida; Sarcocystidae. The transcript has 16 exons. Bases 507 to 6611 code for a protein of 2034 amino acids. Gene Ontology annotation, cellular component: AP-5 adaptor complex.
UCCUUGCAUGUCGCUCUCAGGAAAAAGCUCCUUUUUGUGGAAAGGAACUUUCUCAUCCCAGUCUAGAGUCGCUGUCUUCAUGCUGCCGGCAGCCCUGUGCAUGUGAGAGUUCCUGCUUGCGAGAAGAAGACACACACUUUUUCGUCGGAUUCUUUCAUUUUUUCUGUCCUUUCAAGAUGUGAUGCAAAGUCCUACUUUCGCGACUUCUCUCUCUUGCUCUUUUCCAUCGUCAACAAUGGAGGCGGCUAACUUUCUUUUUUUUCGCUUCCGCGCCUUCGAGCGACAAGGCGAAAAACUCAGCUUCCCCAGCCUCAAGGCAAAGUGACCUCAGGUCUCUCUCGUCUAUACUUUGUUCUCUCUUCGCUUCUCUUCCUUGCUCCUUUCUCUUCCCUCUCCUAUUCCUUCUCCCCUUUUUCCAUCCCCUCGUUCUGUUCUUCUCUCUUCCUCCGUCUUUUGUGCCUUCCUUCCCUGCUCCUGCCUUCCUCUGGCGCCCAAACUCCUCCCCCAUGACGACGGCCAGCGGCUUUGUGCCUGCCCUUGUGGGCGUUCUGGAAGGUCUCGCGGCGGCGCUUCAACACCAGCACCGAAGCCGAGCGGCCUUUCCUUCUCACGCUUCUGCGUCUCUCCUCGAGGUCUCCGCGAUGCUGCGGCAUCUGCAUGCGUUCCUUCUGACCAACAUGUUCACUCCUGCGCUCAUCGCCGACCCAGUGCACAAUCGGAGCGCCUCUUACCUCCGGUCCUUGAUCCACCGCGUACAACUGGAUCUCUAUGCUCUCUUCGUCAGCAGCGCGGAAUUUGCAGACUUGCCGACUCGCCUUCUUGCAGCGAUGCUCCUCAAGUCGCUCGCGUCGAUUUCUCCGUCUUCGCCGCCUUCACCCUUCGCGGGCGCUCUGACCGACGCGACGCCGGGGACGCGCGGCGCGCCUGCGUCCUUGGUUCUCUCAGCGCUGGGGCCUUCGCCGGUUGCCGCGGCUCCCCGGAAGGCCUCAGAGGCUUCCCCUCCCGCGCUUCGCUUUGUUUCCUUUGACGUCUCCCUCGGGGGCGAGCGCGAGCCUCCGCACACCCUCGACGCGCGCCUCUGCAGCCUGCGGGCCGCCACCGCCGACGGAUCGGCUGGAGCCUUGGGCGCCACGGACGCGGUUCCGGCGCCGAGGCCUGGGGGCGCGGGGGGCGCGGCGGCCGCGUUUGGGCAUCUCCCUGGUUUUUUCUUCUCGAAUUUCGGCGGGAAUAUGGCCCUGUACAGUCCGCAUCACCUGGGUGUGUUUCUCGGUCUCCUUGCCGAGUUGACGCCUCCAGAUCUGCUCGCUGCCAACGUGGAGAACUUCGUCGCCUGGAUCACCUGGCCACCGCCACACACGCAUGCAACGGGAAACCAUGUUGGAGUCGCAGGGCGCCAGGGCGUCGCCUCAGGUGGGCGGCCGGGCGGACCGGAGGAAGCAGGGGAUGCAAACGCGUUCGCGUCGGCACGAGCGCCACCGAGAGGCACUCUGAGUCGCCGCGGAGAGAGAUUUGCAGAGGGGAGGCGAGAAAAAGGCGACGAGAACGAACCGGCGGAGUUGUCGGGGCGAGGCUCAGGAGGCGUAGAGGCGGCAAGCCACCGUGAGGGAGUGUGUGGAGUCUCCCAGUCUCCCCAGACUUCAUCGUUUGCGUCGCAGGCUGCCCUGCAGUCGAAGGCCUCUCGGCCGUCCAUCUUAACCUCUCUGUUCCCCUCCUCUGCUUCGUCUGUUUCGUCUUCUUCGGCGCGACAUCCAAGUCACCGUGUCGGUCCUGAAGGUGACGGCAUGCAGGCAACGCCACCGGGUGCGGAGAAGCCGCAGCGCAGCGCCAGUCGGCUGCUCCACUCGCCUGCGGUCGCGCGUCUCUUUGCGCAUGCAGAGACGCCCCGAGAGGCCUCGCGGGAGGAGAGCGGCGACGCUCCCCCUGCGCCGCUCUCGACAGGCUUCGUCUUCGCGCCGCCGGUCGGGCAUGGAGCUCGCGGUGGUGUCUCCGAACUGUCGCAGUUGCCCCUCGCCCUGAGACAGGCGGCCCUCGGGUGUCUGCUCUCCCUCUUGCAGCGGUGCUUCUGCGAGUCUGGAGACGCGUUCUCCGUCGUGGGAAGGCGGUCGCUCUUUGCCCGGAGCGCAUGUUUUGCCGCGUCCAGAGCUUCGAGCCUGGGGUGGGCGGCGGCCGAGGGCGGCGGCGAGGCUUGGCGGGUGGAGGCCGCCAGCUGCGUUGGAGGUGACAGAGUGCCUGUGGAGGACUUCUGGGUGCAGACGUUGUGCCGGGCAGUCCGACGCGUCGAGGCAUGGAGCGUGGAGCUUCUCGUGAGUCCCCAGAGCGAAGGCCCGGCCGAAGAGUCGCAGGGAAAGUGGACGCUGCUCCGCAGCUUCUGGCGGGGAGAGAAACGCGGAACAGCCAUCCUCGAAGCCGACGGAAAACCUUGUCGAGAGAUGUUCACCUGUCUGUGCGUCGCGGAGGACUUCACGGAUGAACAUCGUCUCAGCAUCCAGUUUUUCUCUGCGAUUUACGCGUGGAUGGUCACUGUCUAUCACAGACAAAUCGCGUUUGAGAGACAGAAGCAAAUUGGCGAAGAAGCGGUUUUCAAGCUCAUCCACUUCGGCUUCCUUCCGCGUUCGAGCCUUCAACCGUCAGGAGCUUCUUUCUCUUCUUCUUCGCUUGCCCACGAGUCGCGCUCGGCUUCUGCUCUCCUCAAGCGCCGCGUCUGGCAGUCGGCCCCAAACGAAGGAGAAGAAGAAGGAGAAGAAGAAGAAGAAGGAGAAGAAGAAGAUGGAGGAGAGGGAGGAGAAGAGGGAGGCGAGGAGGACGAAGCGGAGGGAGCCGCAGAGAAAGAGGAGGAAGAAGAAAAGAGAACCGACGCACAAGCAGAGGAGCGAGGAGGUCUUGAUGCGGAAGAGAAAGUAGAAGGGACUGCAGAGCAGAACGACGAGGAGUUUAGACAGGAGGCAAACGAAAAGCGGGAGGAAGCGGGAGUACAUGAUCUCGUUCAGCGACUUGUGCAGAUGACGAGGCGAUUCGACGUUGAGAGAAGCAUGCUUGCAAGUGUGACUACGCGUGGAGUGGAAGGCGAGGAAGAAAGGGAGGCCGGUGAUUCUUCGGAGGCAUCUGUCGGCUCUUCAUGUGGAGGCCGCGGGUCGGCGAGUUUGCCAGGAAGAGAAGCUUCGAACGCAGAAAGCGACUUCGCAUCAUCAGAUCCACCUGGCCUGCAUUCAGAUCUCUCCUCACGUCGCCCGUGCUCACGCGCGUCGUCGUCCUCGUCUCGGCAUUCAAUCUGUCCUCCUCACUCUGCUUCUCCCGCUUCCUCGCCAGAUCCACCUGCCCCGCAAACUUCUCCGCGCGUCGCCGCCUCGCCUUCUGCCCGACUGUCUGCGUCGUCUGCUGUGUGCGUGGGCGCUGCAGCGCCUGGCGGAGUGUCUCUUCUCCGGCGUUUGCUUCCUCUCGAUCGCCGCUUCCUCGCCGCCGUCGCCGCCCAUUGCAUCCGGCUGCUCUCUCAGCUGGAGCUGCAGCAGAGUCUCCGUCGCCUGCAGGUGUUGCGCAUGCGCGAAAAGAGUGAGAAGCCGUCUUUCGCGGCUUCCCUCCCUCCCUGGGCCUUGCUUUGGAAACGGACCGACAGUCGAAAGGACAUUCUCGCUCGCUUCGCUUCUUCUCUGGCCGCCACUUCGGCGCCCUCUUCUUCGGCGAACUUUGCUGCAUCGUCGUCUUUGUCUUCUUCUGUGUCUCCUUCGCUCCCCUCGUCUCCUCUCCCCUCCGCGUCUGCGCCUUCCGCGUUGUCUCGGAGCGACGAUGAGAGGACAGAAACGCCGUCUGCUUCUCUGUUUGCGAAGACAGCAGCAGCCGCCUUCGCGACCUCGCGGUACAGCCACCGACAGCAGGGCGCAGCGCUGUCUAGAGAAGGCGAUGGCGAGAAGAAACACAAAAAUCCGUUCGCAGACGGAGGAGUGCAGAUCGGCGGCGCAGAAGUCUGGCGACUUGGGCAACGAGCAGGCAUCUCCGAGGCUGUCUGGGAGCUGCAGAUGGCGGACGCUGUUGGCACCGAAGCCAUGAGGAUUCUCGACCUUGUCUGUCAAAGCGACUCGCAAUACGUUGCGACAGUCUUCCCCACCAUCAAGCGUGUGUGCGAGAGGACGCUCGCGGGCGUCGGAGGCCUGCAUCUCUUCACCUGCGUCUUCCAUUUUUACUUGCACCAUCAGCCAAACCAGCUGCUGUCUCUGGACACCUUCGUGCAGCAGUACGUGACUCACCUUGGGCUCCACUACCGCUCGGUCCUCCUCAGCAUGAAUGCCCUGACUUUCCUCAACAACAACAUGCAGGCUCUCGUCGUCAAAACAAGCAUCUUCACGAGAUACUUCCCCGUCAUCUUCAAGCUGGUCGCCUACCACCCCCGUGUCUCGGGAAGCCUGCUGCUGCCUCUCCUGCCCGCAAUCGUGGGUCCCGGGACGCUCAUGGAGGUGCUUCACUCUCUUCUGGAUCUUCCACUAACGGCAUCUUUUCUUGAGCGAUUUGACGCAGACGGGGCGUCUGCUGCGGCCUUCUUUGCGCCUUCAUUUUUCUCUUCGUCCGGCGAAGUCUGUGCAGGCGCGGCGGCUCUCAGUGUCUCUACAGCCGAUGGCGCAUGCCCCUUGCUGAGGGCGUUGAAAGCAUAUCUCCUGCGCAACGAGGCCGGAGGCCACAGCGUGAUCUGGGAAGCUGAGGACAACGCCGCAGUCCUCGCAAGCAUCGACAGUCUCUGGAGGCGGCUGCCAAUCACGUCGCGCCUCUCUGCGGUUUGUAAAGUCGUCCCCGCCGUCCUCCAAGUUUAUUUCCGUGUCGUUCUGGAAGACGCGCCGCCAUUCUACAUCGAGAAAGUCCUGCGCGUGCUGCUCGAGCGCUUCCUCAUGCUCUGUCCGGUCGCCUUCUACAUGGAUGCCUUGAAUCGACUCUUCUUGUCGAUGAUUCUAAAAAUCUUUCAGCGACACCCCACCUUUGUCAUAACCCUGCGAACGCAGAUUUUGCAUGCGGUGUACAGACACCUGACUGUGCGGGGUGCUCUGUUGAGUCGGCAUUUGUGCUGGGUGAUGGGCGAGUAUUCCUCGCCGCAUUUGCUGACGGAGUCCGGCGCGCGGUGGACGGAAGGCACUGCCUCAGAGGAAGGCGAGGAGUCGGCUCUUCCUCUUGCUUCCACUUCGCGUUCGCCAGGAUCGGCAUGUUCGCCCUCCUCGCUUCGCUCGGCCACUCAGACAGCGGCCGCAAUCUUCGCCGGAUUCUUUGACGCCCUGGAAAGUCUGGCCUACGAGGCAAUUGUCUCCGUCGGUCCCACCGCGAACACCCCUGCUUCGCUGCCUUCCUUGUACUCUUCUGGACGCUCUCCGUUGCGUGCAUUCCCCGCCCCACGCGGCUUCCGGGGGCGCGUGUCUCCGGACGAGGCUUGCGCAGCUGUUGGAGCCCAAUGCGCCGGUGUGGGGCUGUCUCCGGGCGCAGGAGACACCGCCCUGGCCGCAGGGGACGACGUUUGGGGAGGGGCGAGACCCUCUGGGGCAGCCGGCCCGGGAGAGCGGGCGAGAUCCGAAAUACGUCUCUUGAGGUCCAGCGACGAGGAAGAGACCGACAGCGAAGAUUUGUCUGACUUUUCUUCAAGUGACGAAAGUUCCAUUAGCGAAGAAGAGCAGGAAGGAGAGGACGACCGGAUCCCGUCUGAGGAGCGAGAAGACGAGGCCCACCGCGAGGAACUGAGACGCGUUUUCACGCCCUCCUUCAUCUGCGUCUUGAUCACUGCCAUGACCAAGUUCGCUCUCCGCUAUCCUCAGUUCAUGCCUCGCGUCGUCCUGUGUUUUUCCAAGCUGACUAGCUGCUUCUCAACUGCGGAGUACGCCAGUGUCCGUGCGCGGGUGGAGGCAUGUCUCCACAUGACUUCCAAUUCCUCUGCAUGCGCGUCAAUUCUCCAAGCCCGCGUGCCUGCUGUCUCUCUGCACGCUGGCCUUCUCGAUUCCACGGGCGCAGACCGACGCGCCGCUGCGCUCGACUUCAACGCGGUGCAAAUCCCGCAUCUGCAGUGUCUCAGUCACUACUGUCACACGCCGUACAACUUUGUGCCAGGGCCGCGACUGCAUUUAUUUGAGCUGCCGAGUUACUCCGUUCCACACCACGCUGGCGGAGCAGGCGUGCAAGCAUUUCUCGCACGGCGUUUGUUCACCGGCCCUUCGCACACUGCUCGUCAGAGCCUCCCAGGCAGCUUUCCGCAGUGGCGGGACCCGCGCUCCGGCAAAGACUGCUUUUCUAUGCCGUACCAGGGUAGCCACGACAGUUUGCCUAGUCCACGGGAGCAAAGCAGAGACGCCGCGAGUCUGAGCGACCAGGAGUCCAGUAUCGUGCUCACUGACACGGGGUCGCACGCUCGCAGGCGUGCGACUUGGAGGCUCCGUAACUCGCGUCCAGACGAGCAUGAGGGCGAAGAUCUCGGCGAAACGUCUGCGUGCUUUAACGAAGAUGCUGAUUCCUGGCCCGUCCCGGACAGCCGAACCCUCGAGGCAGAUGCCGCAAACGACGAGGACCUACCAGGCUGCCUCUUUUCACAGCCGCCUGUGACUCAGGUGCUGCUCAGACGGCAAAUACGGGAGCUCGGAUACGCCAUGAAUUGACAGAGUUUUUUCGAUUAGGUGGAGUUUCCCCGGUGAAUUUCUCUGUUCGCUUCCGAUGUUCUCGUCCAGACCGCACCGGUCGCAUUGUCUGCGUGGUUUUCUUCGGUGACCCUCAGUCCACUGUUGAACCAAAGGGUCCAUACUGGUUGGUAAUGAAGCACUAAACUGACACGGGA